GGAGUGAAUUCUGUGCCUGCCGACGCACCUCUCCUGUGCAGCCCCCUCAAGAAGAGCUUUUUAUGGAAGGAAACCUUUGGAAUUUUUCAGAGUGAAAGGCAUCUGCAUAAUAGCAGUAAAGUGGAUAAAACGCACGGCUGGGUUCUUUUUGAGUUUUUUCCUCUGGUGUCUGAAUGAAACAGGGAGGCAAAUUUAAGGGGAAGAGGGACGGUGCAGGUCCUGGACUGGGAGUCGAUCUGUCAAUGUGAUUUGGGGUAAACACGUUUCCAGUGCGCCUGUUUUAACUUUUAUUUCUUGAGAAACUGCCGAGCUCGACUUUUCUCUUCUUGCACCGCGGAGUUCGUUUUUCUCGGAACGAGGAGACUAUUUUUCCCCCACGGAGAAACUGCUUAAACUUUCUACGCUUAAAAAAUAAAUAAAAAGAUCGGAUUGCAUUUUCCCCCUUCAAACAUUUUGGAGGUGAUGUCAUCGUGCUGUGUUUUGGCUGGUAUUGUGUGGAGAGGGUGCAAGGAGGAUUACUGCAGCCAGGCGGUAACCAGCGGCUGAGGCGAGUGGGGAAGUCCGAGAAAUCAGGUGCAAAGUGCGGCUGUCAUUUCCUUGCGGUGUCGCGGGUGGUUGAGUUCGCCACCCAGUCACAGCUGUUCCCAGCCACCCCUCCCUCUCUCGUUUUUCUUUCCUCUUUAUUAUCCCCUCCCAAUCUCAUUCAGCACUCCCCAUAUACCCCUCUGAGCUGGACCGCUCCGGGACCUUAUCACCCUCUCUGUCGGACACUGUUGGUCGGUGUCACCUGAGCCACAGAUCCGUUAAGCCAGCGUGGGGGCGCAGACAUGACCGAGGCCACCUUGCAUUACCCUGCGCCCUUAAAGCCACCGUCUUCAGCUUGCCGUUUGUCCCAUCAGCCAGCCCAGGUAGCCCACCUUCAACAGCUCCUGAACCUGCUCUGCUGGGACUAAACCUGCCUACUCUACUUUAAUUUAUCAUCUAUUGACUUUGGAGACCAGAUUCUUGCUGCUGCGCUGAUACGUUACGCAUUGGAUUAACCAGUUUACGCACGCACUGCAUCUGUCCGUAUGGACGAGCAUCACUCUGAGGGUUAAAAAGGGGCGACGGGAAUUGGUUAUCUGUGACGCAUGUGCGUGCUUUCACCUGUUCCUGUCCUUGCCGGUGACACGCAGCGUUUAAAGCGCUAACCAUUUGCUCCCCCGCCCAUCUCUGUCUGCACGGGUCUGGACAUCAGGCAGAGGUUGCCCGGCGGUCACGGUGUCACAGUUACCCUGGCCUCACACCCCAUGUUGCCCGUGCCUGCACAUUUACUCACGCCGGGGGAACCGGGACAUACCGUCGCCGAUGCCAACGGGAGUGUCCACUGACUCUUUGACUCUGGACAACAUCCAGCGGAUUCAAACCACAGAGGGGAACUCUCCGGACUGUCGGACUGGCUCAGAACGAGCGAGCGGACUGUAUCUGGACCAAGUUUCAUAGUGGAGGGGGGAAGCAAUGUGGUCCCUUCUUUCCACGCUGACCGUCUUAUGUAUCCAGAUGUUACUGGUGAUGUGCAAUCCAUUACAGCAGGUACUUGGUGUGGAUGGAGUAAACUUCAGUGUGCAUGUGGAGAACCAGACACAGGUGCGAGACACCAUGAGUCGGCGGCACCACCGGGUGUACCAGCUUUACAGCCGCACCAGUGGCAAACAUGUCCAGGUGAUGGGACGCAAAAUCAGUGCCCGAGGAGAAGAUGGAGAUAAAUAUGCCCAGCUCGUAGUGGAGGCCGAUACCUUUGGUAGCCAGGUGAGAAUCCGGGGAAAAGAAACAAAUUUCUACCUGUGCAUGAACCGCCGUGGAAAACUGGUAGGAAAGAAGGCCAAUAAUCGAAGUGCUGACUGCGUCUUUGUGGAAAAGGUUCUGGAAAACAACUACACAGCUCUGAUGUCAGCGCGCUACACAGGCUGGUAUGUGGGCUUUACUAAAAGAGGGCGUCCUCGCCGGGGUCCCCACACGCUUCCCAAUCAACAGGACGUACACUUCAUGAAGCGCUCCCCACCUGGGGAGCAGCCCGACCUCACCACCCCCUUCCGCUACACCACUGUUAGCAAGAAGGGCAAGAGGGUGCGUGCUACUGGGCCCCGCUAGCAGUGGCUAAUGCUAACACCCACUGUCUUGUCAUCCAAAGCCUUGACCUGAGCCUGCCAAUGACUAACCCAGUCAUCUCUUCUGUCGCACACGAUUGAACGCCUCCCCUUGUUGGGACAAAUAUUGACCAGAAACCUGAAACGUGAUGAAUCAUUAAUGGGGUUUAGCUUUACACCUACUAAUUUGCCAUGAUAGCUCCCCUAGUUAGUGAUCAUUUCGCUCAGUUUUACUUCCCUUACUGGACCAACUGGACCAUUGCACUGGUCAGUUGCUGGAAGCUCUAUGGACCUACUCUGUUUCCCUUCAUAGGCCAAAAAUACUGACAGGGAACCUGAAGAGCAGCCAGAAUCCCAUGCUCUAUGAAGGCCUUUAUUCCACAACCACAUAAACCACCAAGACGUCAUGGCUCCUGUUCUGGACCAGCCAGCCAGUGUCAAGUAUGGGAUUACAACUGGAUCUUACAGAGAGAACAAGAGUGGGAAAGACUUACUGAACAAGCGAGUGGGUGCUUAGCCUAUAGAAAAAGUGAAAAUAGGAAGGAGAAGACAAGCGGUGUGGACAAAGGAAUAGAGUGAUCUGCACAGAUCAAAUGGACCAAUAAUGGACUGAUGACAUGUGACGCACUUAUUUGUCUCACUGCUAAACUGGCGGGAACCUGUGAGACUCUCAGAUGAAUGAAAGUAUGGAUGACAAAAGGAUGAAUGAGUGAAUGAUUGUGCAAGUGCUGUUCUGAAUAAAUGCAUGUUAGUAAGAAGAACAAGAGGAAAUGUGUGUGUGUUUGUGUGUGAGUGAGUGAGUGCACCAAUAACCAUGAGUGAAGCUGGAUCACAAGGGACUCUGGAAAGGGACCAUCCAGUCCCUGCAUAAACCCGUGACAACUCAAUGCAGGGACUGAAGCUUUAGGAACUGGAAUGUAUGAAAACCAAACUGCACCAACAAAAACAGCCAGCGAAUCAUCACAAACCAAACCAGCAACCAACCAAAGACAACUGGAGCCCUUCUUCAUGGCUACUCCCCAAGCCCUGCUCCCCCUCCCCUUCUAGGGACAAACACACUCAGCUUAUAGGUGCAGAGAGUGAUGUGCAGGGGCAAGCACGACGGGAAGGGUGCCUUCUCUUUUAGCAUUGCUAUGGAAACGACCCAGGGGACGAUGCUCCUGUGUGAAACCGUGGAUACAGAAUGCUGCUACCAGGACAUUCAGUGGAACAAACCAAAGUCUCAUGCACACAGGAUA
This is a messenger RNA of Monopterus albus (swamp eel), 3364 nucleotides long. RefSeq names its product fibroblast growth factor 18-like. Bases 1498 to 2130 code for a protein of 210 amino acids. Lineage: Eukaryota; Metazoa; Chordata; Actinopteri; Synbranchiformes; Synbranchidae. The transcript has 5 exons. The record is from RefSeq and is a predicted model, not a curated record. Gene Ontology annotation, molecular function: growth factor activity.